Molecule: messenger RNA, 4022 nt
Organism: Python bivittatus (Burmese python)
Lineage: Eukaryota; Metazoa; Chordata; Lepidosauria; Squamata; Pythonidae
Gene: GAREM2
Product: GRB2 associated regulator of MAPK1 subtype 2
Source: RefSeq, a predicted model, not a curated record
AUGGAGCGACUGGCGGCGGCCCUGGGCCGCCUGGCGUGGAGCUCCGGCCCGCCGCUGCCGCUCGACCUCAUCGUGGCCAAAUGCCGCCUGCCCGCCCUCGUGCGCCCCGGCCCGGGGGAGUAUGUAGAGGGGGUCAGUGACCAAGAUGUGCUUCUCAUCCACUCCUGUCGUCAAUGGACUACAGUGACGGCCCACAGCUUGGAGGAAGGGCAUUAUGUCAUUGGCCCCAAGAUUGACAUCCCCCUCCAAUAUCCAGGGAAAUUUAAGCUGCUGGAUCAGGACAGGGAUGUUCGGGAGCCCGUGCAGUACUUCAACAGUGUGGAGGAGGUGGCUAGCAUCUUUCCAGACCGCGUGUUCGUCAUGGAGGCCAUCACCUUCAGUGUAAAGGUUGUAUCAGGGGAGUUCAGUGAAGACAGCGAAGUAUACAAUUUCACACUGCAUGCAGGAGAUGAAUUAACACUUAUGGGCCAGGCAGAGAUUCUGUGUGCAAAAGCAGCGAAAGAAAAGUCGCGUUUCAAUACAUUGCUGCGGAAGUUGGGCAAAGCAGGUGUCCCUGGUAGUGGUGGUGGCAAUGGUGGUAGUGGUAGCAGCAGCAGCAGCAGCAGCAGCAGCAGCCACACCGGGGGUGGCAGCAAGCAGUUGAAGGGCAAGAUGCCUUGUCUGAUCUGCAUGAACCAUCGGACCAACGAAAGUCUCAGCUUGCCCUUCCAGUGCAAAGGGCGCUUCAGCACUCGCUCACCACUGGAGCUGCAAAUGCAGGAGGGGGAGCAUACAAUUCGCAGUAUCAUUGAGAAGGUGCGGCUGCCUGUCAAUGUGAUUGUGCCCAGCCGGCCUCCCCGCAACCCCUAUGACCUGCAUGCCAUCCGGGAGGGCCACUGUUACAAGUUGGUGAGCAUCAUCUCCAAGACAGUGGUGUUAUGCUGCAUUCUCCGCAAGGAUGAGGUGGCACCCUUUCACUUCCUCCUGCUCACAGAUAUGCCCCGUUUUUUGCUGCCAGAGGGGAUGUGGCGUGGCGGCGGAGACCCCCAGCUGGAGAAGUUGUUACGAGAAACUGCUGCCCUCUGCCAGGAAUGCUUCGAUCCCAAUGAAUAUUCCAAGGCUGUGCGGGAGGCCAAGCCGGACUUCUCAGAAGAAUGUGCCAGCCCCCGCCACGUACGACUCUGUCUGCAGGGUUGUGCCCGUGAUGAAUUGGCCCAGUCCUUCCAGCGCCUCUCGCUUUGCUUGUAUGCUGCCUCUGAGAGCAGUUGCCAGGACUCAGCCCAAGGAGGAAGGACCCAGCGAUUGUUUCUCCCCUCCCGCCAAGAGCCCUCUGGUCUUAUUUCUGAUACAUUGGAUUCUGAGCGCGAAUACAUGACACCUGAUUGGGUUGAACCCACAUUCCGGACUCAAGAGCUCCCAUAUGAAGAAUUGUGGACUAAUCAAAACACAGAGAAUUAUUCUGAAUCCAGCAGCACUGCUCCCGGACUGGAGAAUGCCAACAAAGGUCAGCGUGAUCUUAUCUCUUUUGGUAGUGUCUCCUCACCUCUGGGUUCACCAUGCCACCGAGGCCUGCUGCAGGAGGACCUUAACCCAGAUGCUCCUCCCCCAGUGCCACCCAAAUCUGAAGCGGUGAGAGAGGAAUGUCGCCUCCUUGUUGCCCCCCCGGUGCCACCACGUGGUGCCCACACAUCAGCCACCUCCAGCCCUCCAAUGCCUGUGCGCUUCCCCAAGCUCCAAACAGCUGUGUCACCCAGCGCCAGCCUCUCAUACUACUCAUCUGGACUUCAUGACAUGUCAAGACCACGAAGUGGUAGCUGCUCCCCAUCCCCAGACUCCUACUCCUUGUACUGCUAUCCCUGCACAUGGAGCGACUGCAAAGUUGGGGAGUCCUCUAGCCGACAACUGGCCAGCCCUCAAACACAGCUGCCAUCUCAGCCCCCACCCGCUCAAGUGUCUUCCUGGUCUGAUCCUUGGCCAUAUAAUGACCUGGGCUCAGGUGUGGCCACUGGGAGAUCCACUCCACUGCUGGGGAGCAGUGAUGCCACUGCCAUCAAGAGCUACCACAGCUGCCCUCGCCUGAAACCUCCCCCUCCACAAAAACGCUUUGCUCCCUUUGGGGCUUUCAACCCCUUUUCCAAUGCAGCAUAUUCUUCCAGUCCAACUUCCUGUGGCUCCUCAGAUUGGUUGGACUCUCUUGAUUGGCAGAAGACAACUGCCUCUUCCACAGAUACUUUUGACCCCUUUGAGGGCACUUCCUCCCCAGAGGGGGAGUUGCACUAUAGCCCUGCACCACCACCUCGCUCAUCAAAACCCUUUGACACGGCUGAAAACAUUGUCAUUCGGACGUCAGUAGCCCCUUUGUCAUCCACCAUUGUUCAUGGCACUGAAGGGGGCAUCACCCACCUUUAUCUGGCUCAGGGGGUAAUUGAGGCACCUCCUGCCCGUCUCAAUGGGGAUGGUUCACCCUGGCAGCCCCCUGGUGACUUAUCAGCGCUAUCACUUGAGGAGGUGUCUAGGUGCCUGCGUUUCAUUGGCCUCUCUGAGGAUGUGGUCAGCUUCUUUGCCCGGGAACGCAUUGAUGGUAGCAUCUUUGUACAACUCACUGAGGAGAUCUUAUCUGAGGACUUUCAUCUCACCAAACUUCAAGUCAAAAAAAUAAUGCAGUUCAUCAAGGGCUGGAGGCCCAAGAUCUAGAUUGGCAAGGGAAGCUUUCUUUGUGGGUUGCAAGGGUUAGGUUCAGGCUGUCCCUUAAAUAUAAAACUAGGAAAGAGGCCAAAGCAUAUUUCUAUACCUGAAAAAUGGUAGCAGGGGGACAUGAACCCAAGAGCAACGUAGGAUUGUGAUUGUCAGUUUUAACUACAAACCAACACAAGGAAUUGGCAGGAGCUUGCAAAUUUCCCUUUACAGAAAUGGGCAAAGUAGAACUCAGAACAGGCCAGAAGCUUCAACAUGAGUGGUGCGUUAUGGCAGGUUACUAUUGUCUUUGUGCCAAGAUUAGCAAGGAGAUUUAUUGCCUUACAUGAUUCUUGUGUUGAUAGUGUGGAAGAGAAGGAAAGCAGUAUAGCCAAGGCACAGAAAGAGGGUUACAUGCUCCUUUUCCGACCAAGCCCCAGAAUCACCAGAGCUAAGCUGCCUAUUCUACCGUGAUAAGAUUCCUGUUCAUCUUCUGUUUGUUUCACAUAGCAUUAGUUUUGAAUUUUUUUAAAGAAAGGGACAGGUAAUAAGUAUGCACCCUUCUGAUUGUUUGGGGGUGAUCAAUUUGAGUAGGAGCCUUGUGACCUAUGGUAUGCAAAAAAUAGAGGGAGCAUAUCUGCAGACUUUUCCCCAACUGCCUUCAUAAGGUUUUGUACUUAAAUCUUUGGAAUGAAAUGGAGGCAAUACUGUAUUUUAUAGCCGAAAGAUGUUCAGAUAAAUCUCACCUGGCAAUCUCUGCCCUAGAAACCCUGAUCCUUAAUCUGAGGUCUAGAUUAAAAUGUCAGUGUAAAGUGUCAAUUUAUAUUUUACAGCUUUGCUUAGAGACCUGCUUCCACGUGCAGGCUAAUUUCAGUGCUCCCCUAUGGGGAAAGCAUCCUGCAUGUAGAAAAUAAAUGGGCUUAAAAGAAGGGCUUAGGGUAGUCUAGAAGUGCUAAUUGUGCGAGAUCAGUGUGCACACUGACAGUGGUGCCCACCCACCUGCAAUUCGAAGGGCUCCAGUGUAGUAAAAGCUUGAUGAUUCUGCUGUUUUUACACAAAGCACUGAAACUGCAUAAGGCCACCUUCCUAAGCACUUGAACUUCUUAAGCACCUUUGCACUGCUCUAAGGGCUAAAACCUUAACAACUGUGUGCUGCUUAAAUUUCAUGUUUCUGCACUAAAAUUGUGGAUGCAUGCAAUUUAGGAAUAUUUGGGCAGCCUACUCUUUUGCCUAUGCAGAAAUUCUAUAGCACCCACUGAGAGUUUCAAGUAAUUUGUUCCUACUCCAACUUACUUUCACAAUUGUUUUUAGCGGAGAAUGGGGCUGAUUCAAGCCUAGAGGACUUCAAACUAUUUGUUUCUACUUUUAGU